Perkinsus marinus ATCC 50983 is the source of this 186-nucleotide messenger RNA. RefSeq lists its product as hypothetical. The coding region runs from base 1 to 186 and encodes 61 amino acids. The record is from RefSeq and is a predicted model, not a curated record. Lineage: Eukaryota; Perkinsozoa; Perkinsida; Perkinsidae. The transcript has a single exon.
AUGGUAACAGCCGAUGCGCGUACUGAGGAUUUGGCCACGCUUGCUGAUAUGGUCGUGAAGGGUGUCGUCAAGGUCCCUAUACAGGAGAUAUUGCCCUUCAAUGAGGAGGGCUGUAGGAAGGCCUUUGAUCUGCAGAAGAGUCGUCGUGUUCGAGGAAAAGUUGUCAUUGAUCUGAACAAGUCGUAA